AUGUAUCGUCCCACUCUCUUCCCGCUCUUCUUUCAUAUAAUCCUCCUUCUUGGCGUGACUCAUGCUCGCCAAAUGACAAAGCACACCUUGCGCGAGAAACAGCGCGAGGCAGCGAAACGCUGGGCUUCGUCUGCUGUGUUCCCGAACUUGGAGGAGAGGGGCGGGACAGGUGUAAAAAACAUUACUUUCAGUAAUCCAAAAGCCUCAGAGUUCUUUGUCGAUGGCGCGUCGAUCCCUGAGGUUGACUUUGAUGUCGGGCCAAGCUGGGCGGGUUUACUUCCGAUUAGUGCGGAUCCAAAUGAGACGAGAAAGCUGUUCUUUUGGUUCUUCCCUCCUGGUCCACAAGGGAGUCUUGACGAUCUUAUUUUCUGGACCAACGGCGGACCGGGUUGUUCCUCUCUCGAAGGUCUUCUCCAAGAAAAUGGGCCGCUUACCUGGUCUUGGGGCCAAGCGAAACCUACCGUGAACGAAUUUAGCUGGACGAACCUCUCUAGCAUACUCUUCGUUGAGCAGCCUGUUGGAACGGGAUUUUCGCAGGGCGUGCCGAAUGCCCAAAACGAGGACGACGUUGCGGAACAACUCGUUGGCUUUUUCCAGCAGUUCUUGGAGGUGUUUUCCGAGCUUAAAGGAAAGAAAUUCUACUUGACGGGCGAGAGCUAUGCUGGCACUUACGUCCCAUACAUUGCGAACUUCAUCUUCGACCAUUCGGAUAUGCUUGACCUUGACUUGCAGGGUUUCUGGAUUAGUGAUCCCUCCAUCUCAUGGGAUGUUGUACAGGAACAGAUCCCCGCUGUAAGCUUUGUGCAUAAAUACGAGAACGUCUUCUCUUUCAACCAAACGUUCAUGGCGCACCUCGAUGCUCAAGCUGCGUCUUGCGGCUACUCUGAUUACUUUGAUAAGUUCGUGCACUAUCCUCCGAAGAACGGGUUGUUGCCUCUUCCCGGUAACUCGAUCGAAGGUCCGCGCGGGUGUGACUUAUGGGACGAGAUCUUCAACGCCGCUCUCAUCAUCAACCCGGCAUUCGAUAUCUACCGCGUCUUCGAUACCUUCCCAAUACUCUGGGACGUUCUCGGUUUCCCAGGUUCGUUCCCGCAGACUCAGCUCUCGCCUCUUUACUUUGACCGGGAGGACGUGAAACGCGCGAUCCAUGCUCCGGUGAAUGUUACCUGGACGGAAUGUUCGAACGUGAAUGUCUUCCCGAAUGGAGAUGCGAGUUUACCACCCGCUGUGAGUGGGGUGCUGCCGAACGUAAUCGAGAAGAGCAAGAGGGCGGUAAUUGUUCAUGGGUUGGCCGAUUUUAUUUUAAUCGCAGAGGGGACAAGGGGCUUCCAAACUCCGAUAGCGAAUGACAGUUUCAUUGUCGACGGUAUCGGUGCAUUAGGGAAUAUGCAUUCUGAACGCGGACUAACAUAUUACGAGGUCGACCUGAGCGGACACAUGGUACCGCAAUUCUCACCAGUUGCGGCAUUCCAGAUAAUGCAGUUCCUCAUGGGCUUCAGGAAUUCACCGUGA
Fomitiporia mediterranea MF3/22 is the source of this 1512-nucleotide messenger RNA. RefSeq names its product alpha/beta-hydrolase. Gene Ontology annotation, biological process: proteolysis. Bases 1 to 1512 code for a protein of 503 amino acids. The record is from RefSeq and is a predicted model, not a curated record. NCBI's taxonomy places the organism in Eukaryota, Fungi, Basidiomycota, Agaricomycetes, Hymenochaetales, Hymenochaetaceae. The transcript is spliced from 13 exons. Gene Ontology annotation, molecular function: serine-type carboxypeptidase activity.